Messenger RNA from Talpa occidentalis (Iberian mole), 2846 nucleotides. It is a transcript of the gene UNC45A, whose product is annotated as unc-45 myosin chaperone A. The record is from RefSeq and is a predicted model, not a curated record. Lineage: Eukaryota; Metazoa; Chordata; Mammalia; Eulipotyphla; Talpidae. The transcript is spliced from 19 exons. Gene Ontology annotation, molecular function: Hsp90 protein binding. The coding region runs from base 432 to 2831 and encodes 799 amino acids.
GGCCCGGGCCCUGCCCCUGCCCACGCCGGCGCCUCUGCCCCGCGCAGGCCCGCGCCGCGGAGCAGCUGCGGACGGAGGGCAACGAGCUGUUCCAGGCCGGCGACUACGACGGCGCCCUGGCGGCCUACGGCCGGGCCCUGGCGCUGGGCGCGCCGCCCCGGGACCGGGCGGUCCUGCACCGGAACCGGGCCGCCUGCCACCUCAAGCUGGAGGACUACGAGCAGGCGGAAAAGGAGGCGUCCAAAGCCAUUGAAAAGGAUGGUGGGGACGUCAAAGCACUUUACCGGCGGAGCCAAGCCCUGGAGAAGCUGGGCCGCCUGGACCAGGCCGUCUUGGACCUGCAGAGAUGUGUGAGCCUGGAGCCCAAGAACAAGGUGUUCCAGGAGGCCCUGCGCAGCAUCGGGGGCCAGAUUCAGGAGAAGGUGCGCUACAUGUCUUCGACCGAUGCCAAGGUGGAACAGAUGUUUCAGAUCCUGCUGGACCCCCAGGAGAAAGGCACUGAGAAAAAGCAAAAGGCUUCUCAGAACCUGGUGGUGCUGGCCCGGGAGGAUGCCGGGGCUGAGAAGAUCUUCCGGAGCAACGGGGUACAGCUCUUGCAGCGCCUGCUGGACACAGGGGAGCCUGACCUGAUGCUGGCCGCCCUGCGCACCCUGGUCGGCAUUUGCUCGGAGCACCAGUCUCGGACGGUGGCCACGCUGAGCGUGCUGGGAACCCGGCGAGUGGUCUCCAUCCUGGGCGUGGAAAGCCCUGCUGUGUCCCUGGCUGCCUGCCACCUACUGCAGGUGAUAUUUGACGCCCUCAAGGAAGGCGUCAGGAAAGGCUUCCAUGGCAAAGAAGGCGCCAUCAUCGUGGACCCUGCCCGGGAGCUGAAGGUCCUCAUCAGCAACCUCUUGGAGCUCUUGACCGAGGUGGGGGUUUCAGGACAAGGCCGAGACAAUGCCCUGACCCUCCUGAUUAAAGUGGUGCCCCGGAAGUCUCCUAAGGACCCCGACAACAGCCUCACCCUCUGGGUUAUUGACCAAGGCCUGAGGAAGAUCCUGGAGGUGGGGGGUGCAGUGCAGGACCCCCCCGGGGAGCUCUCGGUGACCGCCGACAGCCGCAUGAGUGCCUCCAUCCUCCUGAGCAAGCUCUUUGACGACCUGAAGUGCGACGCCGAGAGGGAGAAUUUCCAUCGGCUCUGUGAGAACUACAUCAGGAGCUGGUUUGAGGGCCGCGGGCUGGCCGGGAAGCUGCGGGCCAUCCAGACGGUGUCCUGCCUCCUGCAGGGCCCGUGCGAAGCCGGCAACCGGGCCCUGGAGCUGAGCGGCGUCAUGGAGAGCGUGAUCGCGCUGUGUGCCUCCCAGCAGGAGGAGCAGCAGCUGGUGGCCGUGGAGGCCCUGAUCCACGCAGCCGGCAAGGCCAAGCGGGCCUCCUUCAUCACCGCCAACGGCGUCUCGCUGCUCAAGGACCUGUACAAGCGCAGCGAGAAGGACAGCAUCCGCAUCCGGGCGCUGGUGGGGCUCUGUAAGCUCGGCUCGGCUGGAGGGACCGACUUCAGCAUGAAGCAGUUUGCUGAGGGUUCCACCCUCAAACUGGCCAAGCAGUGUCGAAAGUGGCUGUGCAAUGACCAGAUCGACGCGGGCACGCGGCGCUGGGCAGUGGAAGGCCUGGCCUACCUCACCUUCGAUGCCGACGUGAAGGAAGAGUUUGUGGAGGAUGAGGCUGCCCUGAAGGCUCUGUUCCAGCUCAGCAGGUCUGAGGAGCGGUCAGUGCUCUUUGCCGUGGCCUCGGCGUUGGUCAACUGUACCAACAGCUACGACUACGAGGAGCCCGACCCCAAGAUGGUGGAGCUGGCCAAGUACGCCAAGCAGCACGUCCCCGAACAGCACCCCAAGGACAAACCGAGUUUCGUGCGUGCUCGGGUGAAGAAGCUGCUGGCGGCAGGCGUGGUGUCAGCCUUGACCUGCAUGGUGAAGACCGAGAGCCCGGUGCUGACCAGUUCCUGCAGGGAGCUGCUCUCCAGGGUCUUCCUGGCUCUGGUGGAAGAGGUCGAGGACCGUGGCACUGUGGUCGCUCAGGGUGGGGGCAAGGCUCUGCUCCCGCUGGCCCUGGAGGGCACCGAAGUGGGGCAGACCAAGGCUGCCCAGGCCCUUGCCAAGCUCACCAUCACCUCCAACCCGGAGAUGACCUUUCCUGGCGAGCGGAUCUAUGAAGUGGUCCGGCCCCUGGUCUCCCUGCUACACCUCAACUGCUCGGGCCUGCAGAACUUCGAGGCGCUCAUGGCGCUGACUAACCUGGCGGGGAUCAGCGAGCGGCUCCGGCAGAAGAUCCUGAAGGAGAAGGCUGUGCCCAUGAUCGAGGGCUACAUGUUCGAGGAGCACGAGCUGAUCCGCCGCGCGGCCACGGAGUGCAUGAGUAACCUGGCCGUGAGCAAGGAGGUGCAGGACCUCUUCGAAGCCCCGGGCAACGACCGGCUGAAGCUGCUGGUGCUGUACAGCGGAGAGGACGACGAGCUGCUGCGGCGGGCGGCGGCCGGGGGCCUGGCCAUGCUCACCUCCAUGCGGCCCUCGCUCUGCAGCCGCAUUCCCCAAGUGACCGCGCACUGGCUGGAGAUCCUGCAGGCCCUGCUGCUGAGCCCCAGCCCCGAGCUGCGGCACCGGGGUGCCGUGGUGGUGCUGAACAUGGUGGAGGCCUCGCCCGAGGUGGCCGGCGCCCUGAUGCAGAGCGAGGUGCUGGAGAUCCUGUCGGUGCUGGCCAAGGGCGAGGACGGCCCGGCGGCCGGAGCGGCGGCCGCCUGCCUGGGGAGAGCGGUGCAGUACGGGCUCAUCGCGCCCCGCCGCGGCGGACCGUGAGCGGCCGCGAGUGUG